AUGGUGUUUUAUUUUUCAGAUACAAGAUCUAUUUCAUCUCUAGAUAUGUUGGACAUUGAGAACACAGAUGAUGCUGAUACUGUUACAGUUGCUUCAGCAAGUUCAUUAGAAGAUGAUGCACAGUUUGACGAUCUUGAGCACACGUUAGAACAGUUUACACCCCAUGACCUUACAACAUGGAGGGUCACAAUACCAAGAUUAGGAGCGAGACCUGACCCUGAAAAUCCUAAAAAACAAUUCUUUGUAUUUAUAGUGGAAAUAAGACGUCUCGAUGUUACAGAUGAUGGACAUUCUGUAUGGAAUGUUGGUAGAAAAUAUACAGAAUUUUAUACCCUGGAUCAAAAACUAAAAGAAUUUCAUGGAGUUGAGCUUGAAGAUUGCGUUUUACCGCCAAAGAAAUUCAUCGGUACUAAGACACAAGAGUUUAUCGAAGGAAAAAAAGAACUUUUUGAAAACUAUUUACAAAAAUUGUUGACGAAACCUGUUUUGAAAGGCAGUCAACUUUUGUACAAUUUUUUCACUGCCGAAACAGCAUUUGAUUUUGGAUUAGACAUCAAAAUAGGUCGUGCAAUAAAAUCUGUGCAAGAAAACUUGUUAAAGAGGUAA
Molecule: messenger RNA, 606 nt
Organism: Ruditapes philippinarum (Manila clam)
Lineage: Eukaryota; Metazoa; Mollusca; Bivalvia; Venerida; Veneridae
Product: sorting nexin-14-like
Exons: 5
Coding region: 1-606 (201 amino acids)
Biological process (GO): autophagosome maturation
Cellular component (GO): late endosome
Molecular function (GO): phosphatidylinositol binding
Source: RefSeq, a predicted model, not a curated record